Messenger RNA from Penicillium chermesinum, 3585 nucleotides. Its product is annotated as FAD dependent oxidoreductase superfamily. Lineage: Eukaryota; Fungi; Ascomycota; Eurotiomycetes; Eurotiales; Aspergillaceae. The record is from RefSeq and is a predicted model, not a curated record. Gene Ontology annotation, biological process: regulation of DNA-templated transcription; DNA-templated transcription. Gene Ontology annotation, molecular function: zinc ion binding; DNA binding; DNA-binding transcription factor activity, RNA polymerase II-specific. The coding region runs from base 1 to 3585 and encodes 1194 amino acids. Gene Ontology annotation, cellular component: cytoplasm. The transcript has 5 exons.
AUGCCCGAAGAACUUCGGAGGCGCCACAACGGCCAGCCACAGGCCUGUGAGCCGUGUCGCAAAGCCAAAGUGCGCUGUGACCAUGCGACCCCCAAAUGUUCGCGCUGUAUCACAAGGAAUCUGAACUGUUCUUACCAUCCGGCUCCAAUGACGAAACGUCGAGCGCUGUCCACCCGAGGACCCACACCUUUGGGGACGUCAACAAUGGCAGAAUUACUUACAAUCGUUGUGACCCCUGCCCAUUUCGAGCGCCCGAGCGAGACUGCAGCCCAGGCACGGGCUCCUUCAGUGCCCCUUGCGGAUCCUGGUUCCACAGGGACCUCGGCAGCAUCUGCGACUUCCGGCGGACCCAAGCGAAAUACUCUUUUCCGGAAAAAGGCUGGUCAACAUGAGACGACUCGGUACUCCGCCGUCUUUUCAGAGAAUCAAGAUAGUUUUGGCCCAGCGAUUACAGAUACUGCGAUCUCUCAUGAAAGCCCAUAUCGAGACAAUGAGUCCACCGCUUGGCCCCGGAUGGAGCUGGCCCUCAGCACCCUUCUUCACUUCCCCACGGCCCGUACGUGUGAUAUGCUGGUUACAGGUCUGCAUCAUAUUCAUGAUGUCUGGGUAUCUCCAACCAUGAUUCAAAGUUGCCUCGAACAAGUAUGGACCGAGUACGCUGAUUGCUUGGGCGAGUCCCGAACGCGAGAAUCAUUGAUGAGAAUGGCAAAGGACCUUUUCCUCAACGAUGAAUCAAGCCCUCCAUCAGGCAACCAUGAAUCCGAAGAUAUCUUUAAUCCUCCUGGCUGGAUGAACUGGUUUGGCGGACCGAGCCUAAGGUGGGAAAUGCUCGGCAUUUUGUUCAGCUGGGCAGGAAUGGCCUUCAAGCAUAAACAAGAAUGGGAUCCGGUUUUUGAUCUACCUGAACAGCAGGGACGGAAUCGACAUACCGCUGCAGACAAAAUGAGGGAAUGCGCUGCUGCUUGCGUGAAGUUAAGCGAGGACUACUUCGAGAUCAGCGACACCAUGGUGAUAUGCCUAAAGAACAGCACUAAGUUACAAAGCAUGAUCAUCAGCGACGAGAGCGACCGGACCCGAGUUGACUAUGGAACCGUGAGAAGUGCUUUUAUUGCCGCAGGACUGCAUCGCCUACCCGCCUUUAAAGAAGUGACACCCCUCUCUCAGCAUCGGUCGUCGCUAGCGUCAUCCAUGUACUAUCUUGACAAAUGUGAAAGUCUAUACAAUGCCCGACCUCCUAUGCUCAGUCGGCACUACUGUCAAUGUCCCCUUCCUCUCGACCUUUCCGAGGAAGACAUCUACGGUGGCAGAGAAAGACUGGCUGCAGCCUGUGCGAAACUCGACUCGAAUGGCUGGGGCACCGAUGGUAGAAUAUUUACGACGACAUGGAUCCGAGCACUCGCAAUGCUUAGUCCAAUUCGCGAGAGCAUCCUUGAGCUUUCUCUCGGCGUCCAUUCACAGUUUACAAAGUGCCAGAUCGGCAAUGUCAUCGCUCAGUUAAGGGAAAUAGUGGCUUCCUACCCGGCACAUAUCCGGUACCACCAAGAUUCGGGGCUAUCUUCACAGCCAGCUCUCGACUUGAAAAAGCGAAGUGCCUCCGACAGGUAUAUCAUCACACGUAUACACCUUGAUGUAUUACAAUGCCACUUUCUAUUGCAACGCUUACUUGUCUCACGGGGCCUCAGUGGCGGCCAGGCCCUGUUCGACAUUGCACAAGAGACGAUCAUUACCAUCUUAUCUUUGUGGUCUGAUCGCGAUCGGUUACAAGACUACCAUCACGCGUUUGACUGGAUUUUUGUCUCAAAUGGAAUGCCAAGCGCAGGAAUUCUAUGUAUCGAGCUUCUCCGAGCCAGCAAUUUAGCGCCGCCCGUAUCGACAACCAAACCGUCAACACCGACAGAGGCCACAUUUGCUCCCGUUCGGCUUUCCCGGUCGGAAGUGAUGCAGAAUCUGUCCAUGUUUAAGGCUCUGCUGGACUGGAUCCGACCCACCGAUAAUAAUGCACAGCUCAGCGACAAAUUCAAGAAAGUGUUACAAAGAAUUAUUGACUCGGUUUUCGAAGCCCUAAGUCCAGUACAUGCUGCACCGGUUUCACAGAGCACAAGUGAGCCCCCGACCCAGGAGCCGCGAGAAUUGCAUGGCGAUUCAAUAGGGUUAGAGAGCCCGUACACCAAAGGGGCCAGCCAUGAUGAUCUUGAUUUCGCAAUGACAACCAUCGAUGACAUGGACUGGCUGAACACGCCCGUUGAGAACGCAACAUUGCCAUUUUGGCAUCGAGACAUUGAUGAGCUGCAUGAUCACCGUACAACAAAAGACCUCCCUGCAUCAAGUGAUGUAGUUAUCAUCGGCGCGGGCUACGCCGGCAUUAGCACGGCCUACCACCUCGUCAAGAAUGAAGAUAGCAGGGAAGAUCUCUCAGUCACGAUCAUAGAAGCCCGCGGUGUCUGCUCAGGUGCGACGGGGCGAAACGGAGGCCAUGUCCGACCUGACAUGUACAGCCCCAUGCCUAAGCUUAUCGAACGAGGAGGUAUCGAGCGCGCACUCGAGGUCACCGAGUUCGAAAUAGCACAUAUCCAUGCCAUUAAAUAUGUCGUUGAAAAGGAAAAGAUAGACUGCGACUUCACGCUCUCUAGAUCGAUUGACGUCUGGUGCAACGAAGACGCCGCACUCAAGGCCAAGGAGCUAUAUGACACCCUAGCCGCCCGGAAUCUGGAGUACAUGAAAGAUGUCUUUUUUGUGCUUGGCAAGGAAGCAGAGGGCAUUUCAGGUGUGAAGGGUGCCAAGGCAUGUGCCUCUUUCACAGCUGGUACCAUCUGGCCCUACAAGUUCAUCCUGCACCUCACUAAAUUGAUUCUCGCAACCGGUAGCGUCAACCUCCAGACAAACACUCCAGUGACGAGUGUUAUGCGACAGGCCAACGGAUUCUUGAUCUCGACCGCACGUGGAACCACAUUCGCGCGAAAGGUGGUAUAUGCGAACAAUGCGUAUGUCGCGGGCUUACUCCCACAAUACUGCAAAGCAAUUGUACCGUGCAGAGGGCUGUGCACUCACAUCUCCACCCUCGAGGGCACGAGAGCUCCUCUCUUGAGCAAUUCCUACGUUGUGCGGGAGAAGGACAAUACCCUUUCCUAUCUUGCUCCUCGCUCGGACGGCAGUAUUGUUGUGGGAGGGGCGAACUCACGAUAUCGGCCCUUUCCCAAUCAGUGGUACAAUACCGUGGACGAUUCCACGCUCAUUAGUGAGGUGGAGCAUCAUUACGAUAAUUUCAUGCAACGGAAUUUCCAUGGGUGGGAGAAUAGUGGUGCCCGUGUGGACAAGAUCUGGACUGGGGUUAUGGGCUACAGUUGGGACUCUUUGCCUCAUGUGGGUGCUGUACCCGGGGAAGAGGAUACGUAUAUCCUGGCGGGAUUCAAUGGUCAUGGGAUGCCUGUGGUGUUUCUGUCGGCGCUGGGGAUUGCCCGGAUGAUCAAGAAUGGAGUCAGCUUUGAAGAUUCUGGAGUCCCCAAGUUGUUCGAGACAACUAGCACGAGGCUGGAAAAGAUAAAUAAUGGCCCUCCAGGGGGAGACAUCAUCACUACAAACGGAUGA